CGCAAGGAAAGUGGAGAUUAAGAGUCUUUAUUUUAUGAUCACUUUAUCGUUGAAUUUGUUUAACAAGUUGUUCUUGAGAGGAGCAUUGUCUUUCCCACUAUCAAAAAGUACGUGCUAAUGUAUACCUAGGUACAAGCAGGUUUAAUACUACAGCGAGGGUAGUCGAGUAAACACAGUGCAGACAAACCAGCCAGGGAGGUGUUGUCUACAAGUAUUCACGUAGGUAUAGCAGUGUCACAGAUUUUGCAUAAAGCCCACUCUUGUCCCCAGGAUUCGACAAAUACAUGCAUUGCUGUGGGUGUCAGGUGAGGCCCUAGAGAAAGCUAUACCGAACUCUUUUCAUGCGUGACCGACUAGCAAUCGAGGAGUUCAUGUAACUGUCUCCCGAGCUAGAGUUCACAGUUACAGAAAGGAGUUCGUCUCCUGAAGAUACCUGUCGCAUAACAACAGCAUACCAGGGCUACUUGCUUUUACUGAAGGAAUUCCUUGUGUGUCACAAUUAGCAAUUAGCGUUCGUAACAGUCGACAUGGAUGAUAAAGAAGGAAAGAACGGAAGGGCAGGAGUUGUGGGUGAGAAAUACACACCAUAUAGCGGUGACAGUGGUUAUGAUCAAGACGAAGACGCCACAGGCAAUGGGAAAAUCGACGGCGAUGGCGGUGAUGUUGAGGAGACAUCACUGGACAUUGAGGAUGGACACGAGCGUGAGACCUGGACGGGUAAACUGGACUUUCUGCUCGCCUGUGUCGGUUUCUCCGUAGGACUGGGGAACGUUUGGAGAUUUCCGUACCUCUGCUACAAAAAUGGAGGAGGUGCCUUCCUCUUGCCCUACUUCAUCUGUGUCAUCAUUGGUGGAAUCCCGCUCUUCUUCCUGGAGGUGGCAGUUGGUCAGUUCAUGUCCAUCGGGGGCACCAAGGCUUGGAACAUCGUGCCUCUUUUCCAGGGUAUCGCCAUCGCCACCACGGUAACAGUGUUUAUCCUAAACUGUUACUACAAUGUCAUCAUGGCCUGGGCCUUCUACUAUCUGUUCUCCUCGUUUACAUCCGUCCUGCCCUGGUCCCACUGUGACAACUACUGGAACACGGACUUCUGCACCACUAACUUCACCAAGCUAGCCGAUCAGAACAUCACCGUGGGAAACGACGUAAUUAACCUGGCCAAUAGAAGCCUGUGUUACGACAUUGUCGAGAACAACGGCUCAGUGACGUUUUGGGAUGGCACGAACGCGACGACCAAUCACUCUGCUUGGGCCUUCUGCGAGGCCGUCAUCUUUGAUGACAAGAAAGUUGACUCGGUUAUUGAAUUCUGGGAACGAAAGGUGUUGUCUAUCUCUCCCGGAAUUGACCAGCCUGGGGUUCUGAAGUGGGACCUCAGUCUGUGCUUGUUACUCGCCUGGGUUGUCGUCUACUUCUGUAUUUGUAAAGGCAUCAAGUCUUCCGGAAAGGUAAUGUACGUCACGGCUACCUCCCCUUACAUUCUCAUGAUUGUCCUUUUAAUCCGCGGCGUGACGCUAGAUGGCGCCAAAGAGGGCGUGUUGUACUACCUGACCCCGGACUUCGGUCGUCUGCUGGACAUGCAGGUAUGGGUAGACGCUGGGACACAGAUUUUCUUUUCAUAUUCUAUUGCACUGGGCGCUUUGACUGCACUGGGCAGCUAUAAUAAAUUCCAUCACGACUGCUACAGAGAUUCUAUCAUCUUUGCCCUGACAAACAGUGGCACCAGUUUCCUUGCCGGAUUUGUCAUUUUCUCUGUUCUGGGAUAUAUGGCGCAAGAGCAGGGGGUAGACAUAGCAGAAGUGGCUGAAUCAGGCCCCGGUCUAACAUUUAUCGCCUACCCGAAGGCCCUGGCGGCUAUGCCCAUCUCUCCGCUCUGGUCCAUCCUCUUCUUCAUCAUGGUUAUAUUACUCGGCCUGGACAGUGAGUUUGUAGGUGUGGAAGGCGUCAUUACUACAGUCGUUGACCAAUGGCCAGGCUAUCUCAGGAAGGGUUACAGACGAGAGAUCUUCAUCGGGAUCGUGUGUUUUGUAACUUUCCUUGUAGGAUUACCCAUGUGUACAGAGGGUGGUAUGUACGUCUUUCAACUAUUCGACUACUACGGCGGCAGUAAGAUCGUACUGUUGGUUUCCUUCAUAGAGUGCGCUGCCGUAUCCUACGUCUAUGGAAUCAGACGCUUCUACGACAACCUCGAAAUGAUGCUGGGAUAUCGUAUUGGACCGUACAUGUUCAUCAGCUGGUUGAUUACGUCACCCAUUUACUGCCUGGUGAUCUUCGUCCUGGGUGUGAUCAACUAUUCGGAGCUGUCCUACAAACGGCCGUCUGUUGUCUAUGAGUACCCAGCCUGGGCCGUGGGUAUAGGUUGGUGCCUUGCGCUCAUCUCUAUCAUCUGGAUACCCAUCGUCAUGAUAUACAAGCUGAUCAAAUACUCCAACGUUAUCCGGAUACUCAAACUCCUAUGCCACCCGUCCACUCUCAAAUCUCACCAGUUGCGGCCGCUGGACAUGGACGAGGAGUCCGUGGAUUACCUGGUGGAUUCCAAGACCAUCACUGUAAACGUCCCCAGACGACGUACUUUUGACGGAGGAAACACCGACCUAGAUGUGACCCCAAGUUCAUCUGACAAGCUGGAUCAGCCGCCAUCUUAUGACAAAUUCGUACACACUAACGCCGCCUAUGAUGCUCAUAUUGACUAGAACGUUUAAUCAGGAAUUAUAUUAACUGGUGCGGAUUAAACGCCGGACAUGUUCUAUCUAACUGUCUAUAAUUACAAAAUAUGAUGUAUGCUGUUCUUUGUUUUUUCGGUUUUUUGUUUAAGAGAGUUAAGAAAAUUUAAAUAUUUGAAUUCAGUGGCGGACGGGUACUCUGUCGUCUCAGAAAAAUUGUCCCAUUCUUAACACAUCUCGUAAGGUUGGAGUCGAGUAAAAGAUUACACAAAUUAUGUUCACAUAUAUUUCGCCUUUAGGUGAAAAUGCUGGAAGAAAAAGGGUACGAUAUCAGUGUAAUCUUGCCACAGGCAUAAUGUAAUGGCAAUCGAAGAAUUUAAGAAUUUGAAUGCGUUUGAUUUCAUUUUAAAAAGUCUAGAAAUAUGACUACAAGAAGAUAUAUUCAAGUUUUUAAUCUGGCAAUGCUUGCUUCAGUUUUGAGCUGUUUUUCCCUCCUAUAACAACAGCUGUUUGUCAUUGCAUUAAAAUGAAGGUUUAAGAAACAGACUCAAGAAUUGCUGCAAAUUCGUCCACUUUGUUUUAUAUCUAGCAGAUUGCUUAAGCCACAAUCAAAAUAUCUUACUAUGAAGCUGCUUACAGUAACAUCAGAGGCGUAUUGUUACAGAUGAAGGAAUGAUCUUCAUCCUGUAGCUUAUAAUUGCAAAUAUUUGGGAGAUCUUGGUGAAAUAUGCGAACGUUAAUUUUCAUAAACAUACUUCAUCUGCGCAUGGCGUAAUUUAGGACAUACUCCGGAUGAAGCCUUAUGAAGGAAGACCCUGUACUCUACUCCCAGUUUAGUUUUCGUGCAUUUUCGACAAAAUUAUAAGGCCUACCUAUCAGGCUCUCCAUAGGCUUGGAAAAAAGACAAAUGAAUCUGUUCAAAAAUAACAUUUAAAAAAUAUAUAUUUAAAACAAAAAGUUUACAAUAACCUAUAUGUGUAAUUAAUCCUGCGUUCAGGAAUUGUCCAGGUUACUCGCAAUUCAUGCAUUUAGCAGCGUCCUGCACAUUCAGGGUUUUAAAUUAAAAUAUAUUUUUAGAAAGAAACAUUUGCAUUCAUUGUUUAUCGCAGUUAACCAGUUAAAAUGUUCAAUGUAAAUGUUUUCUACUUCAGUUUUCAUUUCACUUGAACUAUGUUAGCCAGAUCUUGACCUUUAUUAUAGUGUGUUACGUUUCAGGGGAGAUAAUGCAUUAAGGUAUUUUGCAUUUAAGUAGCUGUUCCGCUGCAGGUGUCCACGAAUUCACUAGUUCAAAACGCACUGAGAAACAACUUAAAUUUCACAAGGAAUUUUUUAUUUCUUUUAUUUUUCAACGCCAGAUAUACAUGUAUACACGCUUUCGUAACUUGUGAAAUUUAAGGCUCAGAAUGAUUAUACAGGAUGAUUUUAUACACUAAUUCAAACGCAAACCUUAUGGAUUUUUUCGACAAUGCCCUACCUUAACUCUUCAUCGAUCUAAGCUAGUCUUAAAAGCAAGAAUGUUCAGAAAGUGUAACUAGUUCAACCGAUGAAACAAUGCGUUGCCGUGUAAAAGGAAUCAAAAAUCGAUUUAACUAAUUAUAGUGAAUGGCCUCUAUACCAUAAUGCUGACCGCAGCAUAGGUGAAAUAUUCUUGAGUAAAACAUCUAUGAAAUAAAUAAAUACCGACUGGUUGCUAAAGUGUUAAAAGACGGGUAACUGAACAGGCUGGAUAUAGGGCCUUUAUAUAUGCCACUGUAUGAUGUUCAUAUGAUAUGAAAUGGAUUAGAUUUCAUAACCUACCUAUCUUCAUAUAUUUAACACCGAGUCAUCCCUUGUAUAUAAAUAUGGUCAAUUUCGUAACUUCAUAGAUACUUCAACCAGAGUAGGGGAAUUGAUGUCUCUUAUAUGUCGUACAGACAGUUUACUUUGUGUGAUGACGUUUUACAUUUGACUGAUACACUUAAUUAUUGAAAUUCGCGUUGGAUGUCGAAAAUGUUACUGUCUGUUUCCAGGACAUGCGAUCGUGUUUAAUUGUGAUUAGUCCUCCGAUAGGUCUAUCGAAAAUGAGCUGGAACUCUAGAAUUAGGCAAUACAAUUUCCACGGACAAAAUUUCAUUGCUAAAUGCGGAAGAAGGUCCAUUUUGAAAGUCAUUUUGCGACUUAACGACGUUUUGAUCUAUCUCCCAACAAACAACAAAAGGCUAAAUCUAGCCCUCUGAGGAAUUCCAUCAAGCUGAUCAUUUUACGUGGUUUUAAACUGAAUAUUAUGAUGCCCUCUGCGUGCACCAAGCAAACUCAUUGCACUGCGUGGUGUCUGUUCCACUAACAAGCUGUCACAAAGCGGUGACAAGGCUUCGUCAAGAACGUUUAUUAUGGUGACUUACCUCUUCACUACACCAUCUUGUCAUGGAAUGUUACGACAGGCGCAAUUUGCGACUAUUUGCGAUUUUCUUUAAGUAGGCCUUCGGGGAAAUUCUUCUGAAUAUAACGACCACGCGCGGGAUAGGUGAAACCAUUUUACAGAAUGCGUCCAGCAAAUGAACGAAAAAUCGCAAGCACAAUCACAUAACGGUGCCGUCAUGAGUGACCCGCCACCCGGACACCUUUGGGUUAACGCGGAAAGUGGCUACGAAAUGGCACCAAGACUGAAAACAGACGUUUUGGCCCAGAUAGGUGGAUUGAUUGCAUGGUGUGAGGCUCAAUGCUUUGUUCUAACAUGGGUACAGUGGAAAGUUCAAGUUUAUGCAAUAUGUAAAUAUUACUGUAAUCAGCUGCUAAUUGAUUAUAUACCAAGAUAUUAUUACAUUAGUCUUCGUCUCCGAGGUAAAUUAUGUUCUUGUUAUAACAUUCAUAGUUGUGUAUUUGUAUAAAUGCAUAUUCCUUUUGUCAGAUGAUAUGGUACCACUUAUAAAGAAAUUUUUGCCAUCAGGUGCAUAAUAUGAACAGAAAAAA
Liolophura sinensis is the source of this 5606-nucleotide messenger RNA. RefSeq names its product sodium- and chloride-dependent taurine transporter-like. The transcript has 13 exons. Gene Ontology annotation, molecular function: gamma-aminobutyric acid:sodium:chloride symporter activity. The coding region runs from base 528 to 2687 and encodes 719 amino acids. Lineage: Eukaryota; Metazoa; Mollusca; Polyplacophora; Chitonida; Chitonidae. Gene Ontology annotation, biological process: amino acid transport; sodium ion transmembrane transport; nitrogen compound transport. The record is from RefSeq and is a predicted model, not a curated record. Gene Ontology annotation, cellular component: plasma membrane.